This is a messenger RNA of Durio zibethinus, 1562 nucleotides long. RefSeq names its product fasciclin-like arabinogalactan protein 4. Lineage: Eukaryota; Viridiplantae; Streptophyta; Magnoliopsida; Malvales; Malvaceae. Gene Ontology annotation, cellular component: plasma membrane. The record is from RefSeq and is a predicted model, not a curated record. Gene Ontology annotation, biological process: abscisic acid-activated signaling pathway; mucilage biosynthetic process involved in seed coat development; multidimensional cell growth.
ACUCUCCAUUCUCCAACUGCACUGUUCAAACAAUCAAAGCCUCUCUCACUCCAUUCUUUUUCCUUCACUCUUAAAAACUCUGCAAAGGACAGAGAAGAGACCAAAGACAUGGCAAUUUCAUUCUCUAUUUCCCAUAUUACCCUUAUAACAUUCUUUUAUUUACUCAUCCUAUCCUCCUCCUCCUCUUCCGCCACCACCACUGCUCUUAACAUAACCUCCAUCCUCUCCUCCUUCCAAAACCUAACCUCCUUUUCCUCCCUCCUCUGCUCCACGUCAGUUGCCUCUGACCUCACGCGACGUGACCCGAUUACUUUGCUCGCCGUCCCAAACUCAUACCUGUCCAUUUCUCCUUCCUCAGACCUCACGCGCCGCCUCCCACCGUCCUCACUCGGUGACAUUCUCCGCUACCACAUCCUCCUACAAUACUUCUCUUGGACCGACCUCCUCAAGAUCCCUCCUUCAGGCGUCCUCGUAACCACACUUCUCCAAACAACAGGCAGAGCCCAUUCCAACUUCGGCGCCGUUAACAUCACUCGUAACCCUUUAACUAACUCCAUCACAAUCCAAUCGCCCGCCCCUUACUCCCCGUCAAACGCUACCGUUUUAUCCUUGAUCAAAACCCUUCCUUACAACAUCACUAUCCUGGCUGUUAAUUCUCUCCUUGUUCCCUAUGACUUCAAUCUAAUGGCUUCUGAUACGCGUCCUCCCCUCGGCCUCAACAUUACCAAAACCCUAAUCGAUGGCCACAAUUUCAACGUCGCUGCUUCAAUGUUAUUCGCUUCCGGCGUUGUUGAUGAAUUCGAAGCCGAUGAAGGCGGUGCGGGGAUCACUCUCUUUGUCCCCACCGACGUUGCUUUCGGCGAUCUGCCGGGCAACGUACAACUGCAGUCGCUUCCAGCUGAUAAGAAAUCUGUGGUUCUAAAAUUCCACGUGCUUCAUUCUUAUUACCCUCUGGGUUCACUGGAGUCGAUCGUGAACCCAGUUCAACCCACAUUAGCGACCGAAGAUAACGGUGCUGGUAGCUUCACUCUCAACAUUUCCAGAGUUAAUGGAUCUCUUGCUAUUGAUACGGGAAUCGUUCAAGCAUCGGUUACCCAAACGGUUUUCGAUCAAAAUCCCGUUGCCAUUUUCGGGGUUUCCAAGGUUUUGUUGCCUAGAGAGAUUUUUGGGAAAGCUUCGGCUGGGAUAACGACGAAGCCAGGGAAUGGGGUGGCGGUGGCAACGGUUCAGCCACCGGAAACAUCUCCAUCACCGGUGAAUGCACCUGGGUCAAGUGAUCCAGCUUCAAAUCUUUCAUCACCGUCGGGGUUUCAUGAAGAAAUAAAAUCGGACUCUGAGAGAUAUCAACUGCAGAGCUGCAUUGUUGCUCUUUGUUGUAUAGGAUUCUAUGUAGUGCUAUGAGCUUGAUCCUUGAAACUUGUUUUUUUACUCUAAAUUACAGAUUUUUUUUUUUUUUUGGGUUUUUUCUUUUACACAGUGUAUUGAAUAAAUGGCUACAAAAGAAGCCACUUUUUUCCUUACUGAAAAUUAAGAGAGAGAGUUGUAUGUCUUAAUAAUAAUAA